AUUCACCCUCAAACAGCGGUUCUGCUCAAGCUCAGAAAGUUUACCAGAUGCUUGGCACCCACACGGCCUCAGGAAUUCUCACAUCCAGGCCACUCAUCUGUCCACAGACAGAGCUACUGCCCCUCCCCAGGACUGACCAGUGACUGGCCGAGCCUCCAACUCAGACCCUCCCACCAACUGGGCCUGGACAGGGUGGCUGCAGCAUUACAGGCCAGCCAAGGAUGGGGGAGGCCGAGCACCAGAGCAGCGCAGUGGGCGGGGCACAGACCCGGCCCAGGUCUCCGUGAUGUCAGCGGGCGCUGGCAGGGAUAGGGGGUCGGCUGUUUUUCUGGAGAGUUAGAGCUGAGUAAGACAAAGCGGAUCGCCGUCCCUGCAAGCGCCAUGGAACUGCUGUCCUGGGUCUUGCUGUGGAAACUGGUGCUUCUUCAGAAGCCCUUAGGGACCGCUGCAGCCAGCAGCUCUGUGGUGUCUGAGUCCGCGGUGAGCUGGGCAGCCGGGACCCAGGCGGUACUGCGCUGCCAGAGCCCGCGCAUGGUGUGGACCCAAGACCGGCUGCAUGACCGCCAACGCGUGGUCCACUGGGACUUAAGCGGUGGCCCUGGCAGCCAAGGGCGCCGACUUGUGGAUAUGUACUCGGCUGGUGAACAGCGCGUGUACGAGUCGCGCGAUCACAGCCGCCUCCUGCUGUCGCCUUCUGCCUUUCACGACGGCAACUUCUCGCUGCUCAUCCGCGCUGUGGAGGAGGGCGACGAAGGAGUGUACACCUGCAACCUGCACCACCACUACUGCCACCUCUACGAGAGCGUAGCCCUACGCCUUGAGGUCACCGACGACCCCCUGUUAAGUCACGCGUACUGGGACGGGGAGAAGGAAGUAUUGGUCGUGGCCCGCGGCGCGCCAGCACUGCUGACCUGCUUGAACCGUGGGCACUUGUGGACUGACCGCCACAUAGAGGAAGCGCAGCAGGUGGUCCAUUGGGACCGCCAGCUACCUGGGGUGCCACACGACCGCGCUGACCGCUUGCUUGACCUGUACGCAUCUGGCGAGCGCCGUGCCUACGGGCCACCCUUCCUGCGUGAUCGCGUAGCAGUGAAUGCUGACGCUUUUGCGCGCGGAGACUUCUCCCUACGCAUAGAUGCGCUGGAGCCUGCAGAUGAGGGCAUCUAUUCCUGCCACCUGCACCACCACUACUGCGGCCUGCACGAGAGACGAGUUUUCCAUUUACGGGUCACCGAGCCCGCCUUUGAGGCGCCAGCUCGGGCCUCUCCGGGCAAUGGGUCUGGUCACAACAGUGGUUCUAGCCCAGGUCCCACUGUAGCCCGAGGCCACAGCGUCAUCAACGUCAUUGUCCCAGAGAACCGCGCACAUUUCUUCCAGCAACUGGGCUAUGUGUUGGCUACGCUGCUGCUCUUCAUCUUGCUGCUCAUCACCGUUGUCUUGGCUACGCGCCAUCGUCACCGUGGCGGAUGUGAGACCUCAGACAAAAAAGCUGAGAAGUCAAAGGGGAAGGAUGUGAACAUGGUGGAGUUUGCUGUGGCCACAAGGGACCACCAGGCUCCUGAUAGGACUGAGGACAUCCCACUAGAUUACAAAAACAACAUCCUGAAGGAGAGAGCUGAGCUGGCCCAUAGCCCGCUGCCCGCGAAGAAUGUAGAUCUGGACAAAGAGUUCAGGAAGGAGUACUGCAAAUAAACGGACCCUGAGCUUCUGGCUGGGCCAGUAGCUGUGUAUCAAAGGACAUCUCCCUGACCCUUCUGUGGUACUCCCGGCUCCUUCUCAGCGGCUGGUCCUGCUUUCCUAGAAACUUGGCCUAAACUUGGCAGAGCAGCUGCCAGCACUUUGCUCUUCCAAGAAUCAUCACCCUCAUCUUGGUGAGCAACUGUGGCUUCCCUGGGGACUCUGCUAUAGUAUGGUUGCUGCCCUUCAAAUCACCUGUGCCCACUGGUGGCUGUACCCCAACUUUAACACAACAAAGAUCCCUUGUUAAUGUCUAUCACACGCAAAGCCCCGCAUGGCCUCUUCCUGCUAAGGUCAGGAAGACACUUAAGCAUUCCAGUUAAGACUCCUCGCCACCAGUUCAACUCACUAGCCACCGUGCUGGGGGUCUUCCUGGACUAUAUAUGCACUAUGCUCAGAGCCCUGCUGUCAUAUGUUUUACUCAUGGGCCCUCCUUGCUGCUUUGGGCCACUUGGUGCCGGCCCAUGGCCCUCUCCUUGCUUCUGAAGUCUUUUGGCAGAAUGCCUUCCAAGAGUUGCACCAACACUUACUGGGUACCAGGUGACUCUUGGCCUUGACAUCCCUCCCUAGGCUAGAGUCUGGGACUUGUCCUCUGUUUUGGGGUGACGAUGGGGUGAAGAGGGAUCUGAGGGGCCUGAGCUGCCACAUCAAACAGCUAUUGUUUGCUCCUGCUGGGGAAGUUUUUAUGUGAUAAUAAAAGACACAUCUGAUUUUUAGCCUUGGC
Acomys russatus (golden spiny mouse) is the source of this 2461-nucleotide messenger RNA. It is a transcript of the gene Mxra8, whose product is annotated as matrix remodeling associated 8. Gene Ontology annotation, cellular component: membrane; cell surface. NCBI's taxonomy places the organism in Eukaryota, Metazoa, Chordata, Mammalia, Rodentia, Muridae. The coding region runs from base 382 to 1692 and encodes 436 amino acids. The record is from RefSeq and is a predicted model, not a curated record. Gene Ontology annotation, biological process: establishment of glial blood-brain barrier; cell adhesion. The transcript has 9 exons.